AUGGGGUAUCACAAUAAUAGCACCGUGCAAUCUAACGAUGGUAAUUUUAAGAGAGUUCCUUUGAGUGAUGUCUCAAAUAAGGUUCAUUAUAUUAGCCAUGACCAUAAUAUUACAAGUGGUAAGCAGACUCUCUCUAAAAGUAAACAAACAAGCUAUGUUGGCAAUGAAUAUAAUCUUGGAGUCACUAAGGAGAAUGAUGACGAAAAUAUAAAUGCAUUUGUAAAGUGGAAAGAAGAUGACCGUGAUAUAGAUUUCGAUAUACUAUCUGCUGGCUCGGAUAAAUAUAUUGAUAUUGAUAAGAGAAAUAUAGGUAAACAUACUCACACUGGCAUAUUAUCAGAAUCUUUAUCGAGUAGUAGCAAAGGUGAUUUAUAUGAAGAAUUAGUAAACGAUCCUUACAAUGAGUUGAAACAUUCCAAUGAUAUUGAUUCAUAUGAAAUUGAUCAAAUUGAUCAAAGAAGCAUUACUAGUGAGAAUGAUCUUUCUUUCCAAUGUAAUGAUCCAUUGAGACCAAUAUAUAAUUCGGAAAUACAAGAUUUAUUAGAUUCUGCAUAUAAAAAAUGUCAUAAACCGUUUCCAGAUUUACAGGACCAAGAUACUUAUGACGUUGUGAUGGUGGUUGAAUACUCUGAUGACAUUUUCAAGUACAUAAAUGAACUUGCCAUGAAAUUAUCUCCAGAUCCUUACUAUAUACGGAAUCAAAAGGAAUUAAAAUGGUCAUACAGAAGUAUCUUGAUUGACUGGAUCAUAAAUGUGCAUCAAAGAUUUAAGUUAUUACCAGAAACUCUAUUUUUAACAAUAAAUUUAAUCGAUAGAUUCCUAUCAAAAAAGGAAUGCAAAUUAAAUAAGUUUCAAUUAGUAGGUAUAACUGCUUUAUUUAUCGCUGCAAAAUAUGAAGAGAUAAAUUGUCCAACAUUAAAUGAUUUGGUUUACAUGUUGGAUAAAGCUUACACCGGAGAUGAAGUCUUAGAAGCUGAAAUGUACAUGAUAAAUACUUUAGACUUUGAGAUAGGCUGGCCUGGUCCAUUAUCGUUUUUAAGAAGAAUCAGCAAAGCUGACAACUACUGCUUUGAAAUAAGAACUUUAGCUAAAUAUAUAUUGGAGUUGACACUAAUGGAUCCGAAACUCAUAGGAGCUAACCCUAGUUGGUUAGCUGCAGGUGCAUAUUAUCUAAGUAAAAUUAUUUUGGGUUUCAUUACUUGGUCAUUAGAGCAUGUAUAUUAUUCUGGAUAUACACAAGAGCAAGUAUUCCCGCUUGCAACAAAUAUUUUAGAGAUCUGUAAAGAUGCAAAAUCAAAUUGUGAAGCAAUUUGGACAAAAUACUCUCAAAAAAAAUAUAGUAGAGUCUCCACAACAGUUGACAAGUGGAUCAACUUAGCAGAAGAAAAACUAUCAGAUCAAGAGGAACCUGAUGCAUAUUAG
Molecule: messenger RNA, 1422 nt
Organism: Tetrapisispora phaffii CBS 4417
Lineage: Eukaryota; Fungi; Ascomycota; Saccharomycetes; Saccharomycetales; Saccharomycetaceae
Gene: CLB3
Product: B-type cyclin CLB3
Exons: 1
Coding region: 1-1422 (473 amino acids)
Biological process (GO): regulation of cyclin-dependent protein serine/threonine kinase activity; mitotic cell cycle phase transition
Cellular component (GO): cyclin-dependent protein kinase holoenzyme complex; centrosome; nucleus
Molecular function (GO): cyclin-dependent protein serine/threonine kinase regulator activity
Source: RefSeq, a predicted model, not a curated record